CGCGUGUGAGGGGUGCGGGGUCCCGGUCGCGGCGCCCCGCCUGUCCCUGGAGAUGGCUCGGCAGGGGCUUAGCCGGGCGCUGGUCUCCGCCGCCUGGCUGUCGGAGGCGGUGCGGGCCGGGCGCGUGGGGUCCGGCCUGCGGGUGCUGGACGCCUCCUGGUACCCUCCGAAGGAGCGAAACGCCCGUCAGGAGUUCAAAGAGAGGCACAUCCCCGGGGCGUCAUUCUUCGACAUCGAGGAGUGCCGGGACAAGUCCUCCCCCUACGACUUCAUGCUGCCCAGCGAGUCCCACUUCGCCGACUACGUGGGGCAGCUGGGUGUCAGCAAUGACACCCACGUGGUGGUGUACGACGGGGACGAGGUGGGCACUUUCUACGCCCCCCGCGCCUGGUGGAUGUUCCGGGCCUUUGGGCACAAGGAGGUCUCUGUACUAAACGGUGGCUUCAAGAACUGGGUGAAGGAGGGGCACCCCGUCACGGCAGAGGUCAGCCAGCCCACCCCUGCUGUCUUCAAGGCCAGGCUAAAUAGGGCCCUGGUGAAGACUUUUGAGGAGAUGGUACAGAACGUGUCGUCCAUAAAGUUCCAGGUGGUGGAUUCCCGCCCUGAGGGCCGGUUCCGGGGGACCGAGCUGGACCAAGGGCUGGAAUCUGGCCACAUCCCUGGUGCUGUGAACAUACCCUUCAACUCAUUCCUAUCCGAAACUGGACAUGAGAAGAGUAUUGAGGAGAUCCAAGAAAUAUUCCGUGCAAAGAAAGUGGAUCUCUCAAAGCCACUGACGGCCACAUGCCGCAAAGGUGUCACGGCAUGUCAGAUUGCCUUGGCAGCCUUCCUGUGUGGCAAGCAGGAUGUGGCUGUUUAUGAUGGUUCCUGGUCAGAGUGGUUCCACCGUGCCCCACCACACUACAAGGUCUCUGAGGUGAAGCGCAACAAGGCCUAGAGGGAGAGCUUUGUCUUGGACAGUGAGAUCUAGCAGCUUUUUCCAGCCCAGAGUAAAGCGAAAGGGAGGAGAUAGAAGUAAGGAAAAAAUAUGCUGAUUUGUAUUUUGCAAAUUUUGUUAAGAAUGGUCAGUAGAUUUCUAUUAAUCUUCUGGUUUUUCUCAAUUAAUAAAAUCUAAGAUGAUGCAUCUGUGAAUAUUUUGAACUCUUCUCUGUUACCUGUAACAUGCUUGUGCUGAGUGGGAAAAGCAGCUUUGCAACAUGAAGGAGAGUUACACACUUCUGUGGAGACUUGCAGAAAUUCCAGUAGCCUGAUGAGAGCUCGGGUCAGGAGGAGGAUGAAUGAAAAGUUAGGGGCUAAAAUAUUGGACUGGAUGCGGGACACGGGAGGGUCAAGCAGUGGUUCUGUCAUUAAUGUAAGACUUUUUACCAGGCCAAUCUCUUCCCAUUUGUAAUGUGGAAAAUGGGGGUGCCUUCCAUGUGCCAACCAGAUCCAACCCAUCAGGAGAUGUGUUACCUUGCUGGCGUUCAGGAUAACCCUUUACGCCAUGUGGAUUCUGUUUCCCAUGGAGAUGGAGCUCAUAGAAGGAGGGAAUACUGUUCCCCAGCAACCAUCUCCACUCUUCAGCUUCCAUUCCACCUCUACACCUGAACUUCAGCAGGACCUACCUGCUUGUACAAAUCACUGUGACAUCACCAGGGAUCAUGGACCAGAAUCAACAGUGACAGAGAAAAGAAGCAGAUUGUGCCCUGUGAGUUAGGACUGGCUUCUUCUCUUCAUCUCUUGUGGCCCUGUUCUUUUUGUGGAAGAGGAUCUGUCCCUUAAUACCUUUGCAGAGCAUGCACCACUGACUCCUGGAGUCUGACUGAUACAGUAACUUCAGCUUCAGGAUCCCAAUAUUGUAUAAGACAUGCUACUGAAAAGAACUGGCACAGUGUAAAACCCAAGCUGGUGGUGGUUCAAGGCAGCCCUGGUGAAGCACUAGGCUUCCUACCCCACUGGCUGGUGUCUUCAUUCCAAUGACUGCCUCAAGAGCAGAAGCAACGUCAAGCUCAGUGCAAUGCAGAUUUAGACACAGAACAGAAAAGACUCACUGACUGUACUGAAGUGACAAAAAAGUCCUUGGACUGGACAUCUCUUUCAGAUUAUGAGCAGCUGGGUUACAACCUGAGAUCAAAUCUCUUCCAAGGUGGCCCACUGAAGAGCCGAAGCUUGAUGAGAGAUUCCUACACCCCUGAUAUAAUUCAGAAGGCAAUCAGAGAUCCCAAAAAUUGGCAUGGAAGGAGGAUUUAUGAGCUAGGGAAAUGGUAUGAGAAAUAUUUCCUAGAUCUUAACGUGCAGAAAGCAAUGAAGGACAAAUACGGGGAUAAAAAAGGCAAGCCUUAGAAGAUGAGGGUUGAAGACUGGAGUGCAUUCAGCAAGGGAUCUUUCUCCUCAGCCAUCUAAUAAACCUCCAUGUAAAACCUGAA
This is a messenger RNA of Neopelma chrysocephalum (saffron-crested tyrant-manakin), 2405 nucleotides long. Its product is annotated as thiosulfate sulfurtransferase. Gene Ontology annotation, cellular component: mitochondrion. Gene Ontology annotation, molecular function: thiosulfate-cyanide sulfurtransferase activity. The transcript is spliced from 7 exons. The record is from RefSeq and is a predicted model, not a curated record. Bases 53 to 937 code for a protein of 294 amino acids. Gene Ontology annotation, biological process: transsulfuration. NCBI's taxonomy places the organism in Eukaryota, Metazoa, Chordata, Aves, Passeriformes, Pipridae.